This is a messenger RNA of Aegilops tauschii subsp. strangulata, 1723 nucleotides long. Its product is annotated as elongation factor Tu, mitochondrial. Gene Ontology annotation, biological process: mitochondrial translational elongation. Gene Ontology annotation, molecular function: translation elongation factor activity; GTP binding; GTPase activity. Gene Ontology annotation, cellular component: mitochondrion. NCBI's taxonomy places the organism in Eukaryota, Viridiplantae, Streptophyta, Magnoliopsida, Poales, Poaceae. The record is from RefSeq and is a predicted model, not a curated record.
CCUAACUAAACCCACCCCCACCCCCCUCCCCCGCGCCGCCGCCGCCGCAAUGGCCGCCGCCGCAGUGCUCCGGGGCGGCUCCCGCCGCGUCCUCGCCUACCCGGCCCUCCGCGCCGCCGUGAUCUCCGGCCCCGCCGCGCUCCCCGACGUGCCCCAGCCGCCGCCGCCGUCGCCGCUGGCCGCUGGCCUAUGGGCGAGGUCCAUGGCCACCUUCACCCGCACGAAGCCCCACGUCAACGUCGGCACCAUCGGCCACGUCGACCACGGCAAGACCACCCUCACCGCCGCCAUCACCAAGGUGCUGUCGGAGGCCGGGAGCGCGAAGGCGGUGGCGUUCGACGAGAUCGACAAGGCCCCGGAGGAGAAAGCCAGAGGAAUCACCAUCUCAACGGCUCAUGUCGAGUAUGAGACCGCUAAGAGGCACUAUGCUCAUGUGGACUGUCCAGGCCACGCCGAUUACGUCAAGAACAUGAUCACCGGUGCUGCUCAAAUGGAUGGUGGUAUUCUUGUCGUGUCAGCUCCUGAUGGCCCCAUGCCACAAACAAAGGAGCAUAUUCUUCUAGCUCGACAGGUUGGUGUGCCAUCACUUGUUUGCUUCUUGAACAAAGUUGAUGCUGUUGAAGAUGAAGAGCUACUAGAACUUGUGGAGAUGGAGCUUCGAGAGCUCCUCAGUUUCUACAAGUUCCCAGGCGAUGAUAUUCCUAUCAUCCGUGGAUCUGCCUUGUCAGCCUUGAAUGGAACAAAUGAGGAGAUUGGAAAGAAUGCUAUUUUGAAACUGAUGGAUGCUGUCGAUUCUUACAUCCCUGAUCCUGUGAGGGUGCUUGAUAAGUCUUUCUUGAUGCCAAUUGAAGGCAUUUUCUCAAUCCAGGGUCGUGGUACUGUUGUGACUGGACGUAUUGAACAGGGGGUAAUUAAAACUGGUGAGGAUGUUGAGGUCAUAGGUUUGACGGAGAGUGGUCCUGUGAAGACUACAGUUACUGGUGUUGAGAUGUUCAAAAAGAUGAUGGAUCAUGGAGAGGCUGGUGACAAUGUUGGUCUUCUUCUCCGUGGUCUUAAGCGUGGUGAUGUCGAGCGUGGCCAGGUGGUUUGCAAACCCGGUACUGUGAAGACCUACAAAAAGUUUGAGGCGGAAAUUUACGUCCUUACCAAGGAUGAAGGUGGUCGCCACACUGCAUUCUUCUCGAAUUACAGCCCACAAUUCUACUUCAGGACAGCUGAUAUCUGUGGGAAAAUCGAGUUGCCUCCGGACGUGAAGAUGGUUAUGCCUGGUGACAACGUAACCGCAAUCUUUGAGUUGAUGUUGCCUGUUCCGCUCGAACCAGGUCUAAGAUUCGCGCUGAGGGAAGGAGGGAGGACCGUCGGCGCCGGAGUUGUCGCCAAAGUCAUGAGCUAAUAACAAUAAUAUGUUCCAGACCUUUCUCUUUUUUUUGGCCUAGUGAAUUUUAGCGAACAAAUGAAUGUUGAUAUGAAGGAUUUGUCCGACCGGAAACACGAGAUAAACGAGAGUCGAGAGCAAGGGGACUGGCAUGGAUGCAUCUUGUGUGGAUGCAUUCAGCCAACCAACUUCCUACGGAUAAUGGUUUGUUACCAUUCCCAAGAAUUGCUAUUUUUUCUUCUCAUGUUGGGUAGUUUGCUGUAUCAUACCGCAGCUUGUUACCUAGACACGCUUCUCUGGCAUAUAUUAGCUCGGUGAUUCAAUAAGACCGUCUCGUUUCCUGAUGCA